Molecule: messenger RNA, 216 nt
Organism: Caenorhabditis briggsae
Lineage: Eukaryota; Metazoa; Nematoda; Chromadorea; Rhabditida; Rhabditidae
Exons: 2
Coding region: 1-216 (71 amino acids)
Biological process (GO): sensory perception of chemical stimulus
Cellular component (GO): membrane
Molecular function (GO): transmembrane signaling receptor activity
Source: RefSeq, a predicted model, not a curated record
AUGAUGAGAAACUUGACUAUACUCACUGGAAUCAAUUCCUCCAUAUUUUUAUUCGUCUUCAUUUGGCAGUCAAUUGGAAAAGAGAUUAUGGAACUUCAAUCCUAUAUGGCUACCAUGUACGUUUUGUCUGAUUCGAUGACCUUACUUCUUCCAUAUAUGCUUCUAGUCUUUGACCGUAACGUUCGGAAGACAUGGCAAAAGUCAUUGGAGGUCUAG